Molecule: messenger RNA, 1005 nt
Organism: Exophiala viscosa
Lineage: Eukaryota; Fungi; Ascomycota; Eurotiomycetes; Chaetothyriales; Herpotrichiellaceae
Exons: 1
Coding region: 101-958 (285 amino acids)
Biological process (GO): regulation of transcription by RNA polymerase II
Cellular component (GO): nucleus
Molecular function (GO): cyclin-dependent protein serine/threonine kinase regulator activity
Source: RefSeq, a predicted model, not a curated record
CCCAGAAUAGAUUCUACGGCGGAUCAUUCGGCUCGGUCAUAGAUCGCCCUGUGCUUCUCUAGAAAGUCGACCUACAUGUCGCAACAUUUCUUACCCUUGGAUGGUGGCCAGCAUGGCGCCAGUCGCUGCACUCGACACCUUAUCGAAUCCUCUGGUCACUGCAGAGCAGCUGUUCGCGUUCAAGCAGUUCGACAAUGAACAGAGUCAGUCGUGGCGCUUCGCGGAAUACCAACUCCUCUGCGCCGCGGGCAUCCUCCUACGUCUACCACAAGAGAUCAUUGCACAGGCAAUAGUACUUUUGCAGCGCUUUGCCGUUGUCCGAAGUGACCGGAAUCCUUGGUCUGUACGAGAACACUGCGCGGUCUGCACUUUUCUCGCCGCGAAACCCUCUCCUACGCCCAUUUCAUGGCGAUCUCUCGCGAAUGUCUACGUCUAUCUCAGCUCGUGCGCUUCACCUCUCAAGUUCUUCAACCCUGGCGGACCGCCUACAGACAUCCAUCCGGAACAGUACUACGUUACGGAAGGGAUUUUGGAGAGUAACAUAAAUUACAUGAUUAUUGAGGAGGGCGAAAUAUUGCAGAGUAUUGGAUUUGACACCCGAGUCGUCCUGCCGCAUGGUCUGGCUUUGACGUACAUGCAAGCGCUGGGCGUCUCGUCUGCUACAUUGGCGAAGAGAGUUCUUGAACAUCUAAAUGCCGGACUACUCUCUCCACAAAUGCUUUACCUUACACAUCAACCAAACGCACUCGCCGUGGGAGCUAUCUACCUUGCAGCGAGGGAGCUGGGGAUCAAACUCGUCGAACAGAACUGGUGGGAGGUCUUUGAUGUUGAUCGCGAGGAUCUAGGGUUUCUUGUGAUGGCUUUUGGAAGUAUGGGCAAUUUCGCCGAAGCCGAGAUGGAGGAAUGGAAGAAGACAGGACCCAUGAGGACGCUAUUGAAUACUCCUCUAGCUCAGUGAAAGAGCAAUAUUAUUUCACCAUGACACCACCACACCGUCAGAUACAG